AUGCCUAAAUUGAUUAUAUAUUGUGAUGAUAUUAAUAAACAUGCAAAAAUUCCAUUAACGAAUUUGAAAAUAUCUUAAUUGCUAAAAUCUAAUUUUUUAAAGAUCGAUAAUUAUGUAUUUGAUAAAUUAAUUAAAUGUCUGAAAUUGAUUAACUAUCUAAUUUUGAAAUCUCACAAAAAUAGUUUCCAAUUCAAUACAACCUGGUACAUUAACAAAAAAGAAAAAAUCAUUAAGAAAAUUGUGUAUUAUCAUGAAUCCUUAUAUCAAAUAUCGUUUAUUCCACCAUCAAUCGUUGUAUCUAACAAUAUUAAAUAAAUUGGCUAAUACCAUUUGUCCAUAGCUGAUAUUAAGACAAAAAUCCUAUUAACAACUUCAUUAAAAAUUAAGUUGAAUUCAUCAUAACUCUCUCCUACUUGGGCAUCUGUUAAAGUUAACAUCACUGAUUAGUAAGAUUUUAUAGCAGCACAGCAAGGAUUAGCCUGUUCAGAAAAUGGCUUUCUAUUGAACUAAAAUAUUGAAACAGGCUUUAAGAUUGUUUGUACUCCUGCUUCUUUAGAAUUCUAUCAUCCUACAACUCUCGAAAAAUAAAUUAGAAUCAUUGAAGAAAAUGAAUUGUAGUAAAUCAUUGAUUUAAAUUUCAUUUUACAUUAUGAAUUAUAUACAUUUUGUAUCAUUAAUAAAAGUUAGAAAGUUUACUUUUUCAACAUACGACUAACGAGUUUGUUAUAAUAGCAUUAUCUUCUUUUAUUCCAUAAAACCAGAAAUCUAUAGUAUUUUUAGAUCUUUUAAACAUAAUUUGAUCUAUCCCAAUUUCUGAUUUGA
Paramecium primaurelia is the source of this 822-nucleotide messenger RNA. The record is from the annotation of a GenBank genome assembly. Lineage: Eukaryota; Ciliophora; Oligohymenophorea; Peniculida; Parameciidae.